Messenger RNA from Ceraceosorus bombacis, 928 nucleotides. Lineage: Eukaryota; Fungi; Basidiomycota; Exobasidiomycetes; Ceraceosorales; Ceraceosoraceae. The record is from the annotation of a GenBank genome assembly.
AUGUCCGCAAAGGAUUUCGGUGCUGCCAUUGCCGCAUACACGCAGGCCAUCCAGCUCAAUCCCAACAGCGCAGUGUACUUUAGCAACAGGAGCGCCGCUUACUCUCAACUAGGUCAGCACGACAAGUCCAUCGAGGAUGCAAAGGAGGCCAGUCGGGUGGAUCCCAAAUUCGCAAAGGCUUACAGCAGGCUGGGACACGCCCUCUUUUCCACCUCCAAAUUUCAAGAGGCAGCUGAAGCCUACACCAAGGGUCUCGAGCUGGAUCCCAACAAUCAGUCGAUGAGGAGCGGAUUGGAGAUUGCUCGCAAGCACGCUCAGGAUGCUCAGGAUGCUCAGGAUGCACCGGGAUCUCCCUCUGCCAGAUCCGCCCCCGCUGGUGCAGGCGGUGGGGCCGGAGGUGGUUUGGACUUUGGUGCGCUCGCAAACAUGAUGGGUGGUGCUGGCGGUGGUGGUGGUGGUGGGGGUGGCAUGCCAGACAUUGGAGCGUGAGUGCAGCAUGGCUCUCUGUGCUUGCAUGAUGUUCAGCGCUGACGGGCACGUUCAUGCGAUGCUUGCAGGUUGUUGCAAAAUCCAGCAAUCAUGCAGAUGGCCCAGCAGAUGAUGCAGAAUGGAGGCCUGGAGGGUUUGAUGAACAACCCGAUGCUCAGGAACAUGAUGGGAGGUGGAGGUGGCGGUAUGCCAGAGUAAGUCUGGUGGGAUUGUGCAGAGUGUACAAGAAGAGGCAAGUCGCUGACUUGAGGGACUCGCUUUGCACCACAGCAUCAACGCACUCAUGCAGAAUCCGCAAAUGGCAGAGUGAGCGCCAUCUGACCAGCGUCGCGUUAGGACAUUCGCUGACGUCCAUACCACCGCUGACUGCUUGCAGAAUGGCACGAAACUUGAUGGGCGGUGGAGCUGGACGUGGUCAAGGAGGCAGCGGCAACCCUAA